This is a messenger RNA of Penicillium brasilianum, 699 nucleotides long. Lineage: Eukaryota; Fungi; Ascomycota; Eurotiomycetes; Eurotiales; Aspergillaceae. The record is from the annotation of a GenBank genome assembly.
CGCAAAGGUGGGCGCCCUUCUAUACCGUAUCUACCUCAUUGGUACGGUACAUACACUGCUAUGCUUUUCCUUGACCACGAAGUAUAUUAUCCUCGGCAUGGAUUAGCAUUAACUGCUUCUUUCUACUAUCAGGAAUUAUCAGUCUAAUCGAAAAGAUCGACAUGGCCUCUACACACCAAUAUCUCGACAUCAUCAUUCAAGAUGACAUGAAGUAUGACAUCCGUCUCGAAAAUGCUCAAAUGGAAAGCGGGGAAUUCUACAGACUGGGUAAUCCAAAUGAUGUCCUGACCACCGAUGACAUUAAUGACAUGAGCAUUCGUCACAAUGGCGGCAGCCGAGAAGUCUGCUCUAUAAGCGAACCAGGUUCUACUUUAGGACCUUUUGGCGCGAUAGAUCUUGUUGACGAUGUGAGGGAUACAAGAAUCUGCACUCUUACCUGGCGUGCAACUACACAGCCCGGGGAACAAAAUUCAAUCGCGAUCCGUAACCACAAUCCGAAAUAUCGAGUCGAUAUCGGAAAUUGGAAAGAAUCCGGUACUAUCGGAGAGGUUCCGGUUUCUAUCGCCGAGAACUAACACUACCAAGCGUGGAUCAAAUGGAGGAACUCCGAUCGACUGCUGUGUUACAUUUGGGUUUCAUUUAGUUGGGGCUCGUUAACAGCAAGUAAAAAAGUCAGUUUUGUAUCGCCUUUAACCGCAG